AUGCACUUCAUCCACAUCAUCCUCCACUCCUCACCCACUUCUCAUCCACACCGCCAUCCACUUCACCCACCUCAUCCACUCCUCAUCCACACCGCCUCCACUCCUCACCCACCUCAUCCACACCGCCACCACUCCUCACCCACCUCAUCCACACCGCCAUCACGCCAUCCACUCCUUCACCCACCUCAUCCACCGCCAACUCCUCACCUCAUCCACACCGCCAUCCACUCCUCACCCACCUCAUCCACCACCGCCAUCCACUCCUCACCCACCUCAUCCACUCCCCAUCCACUCCUCACCCACCUCAUCCACACGCCAUCCACUCCUCACCCACCUCAUCCACACCGCCAUCCAGCCAAGCCCCGCGAAAGGGAAGCAUUAGACGAGAGAGAUAAGCGUUAUCUGCGCGGAGGCACGGAAGAGUAG
This is a messenger RNA of Penaeus vannamei (Pacific white shrimp), 426 nucleotides long. The record is from RefSeq and is a predicted model, not a curated record. Lineage: Eukaryota; Metazoa; Arthropoda; Malacostraca; Decapoda; Penaeidae.